Messenger RNA from Spirodela intermedia, 2742 nucleotides. The record is from the annotation of a GenBank genome assembly. NCBI's taxonomy places the organism in Eukaryota, Viridiplantae, Streptophyta, Magnoliopsida, Alismatales, Araceae.
AUGGUGGUCGUAAGGUGGGGCAAUGGCGGCGGCGACUGCUCCCCUCGAUGGGGUGUAUCCGUCGUCGUCGCCGCCGUCCUGGUGGCCGUUGGCUCUGCCCUCGCCGGAGCUGACGCCGGAGAGGUGACCGUUGCGGGGGCGCUUCCUCGGAUUCUCCACGCCCACGUUGGGAAGGUCCACCGUCCCCGGCCACCACAUUUUAGCCCGCCGAAGAUCGCCACCGACGGAGGUCUCUUGCUGCCGCCGGUGAGACUUCCUCAUCCUCCUCCCUCGUUCUUGCCCACCCACAAGCUUAAGCAUUCAGUGCUCUCUCUCUGUCUCUCCCAUUCCUUCUCUCUCUCUAUCUCUCUUUCUCUCUCUUAUUCCUCUCUCAGUCUCUAGCUCAUUCCUUCUCUCUCGGUCUCUCAUUCCUUCUCUCGCUCUCUCUCUCUCUCUCAUUCUGUCUCUAUAUCUUUCCUUUUCUCUCUCUCUUUCCUCCUCUCUUCCUCUCUCUUAUUCCUUCUCUCCCCUUUUCUCUCAUUCCUCUCUCAGUCUCUAUCUCAUUCCUUCUCUCCGUCUCUGUCGUUGUCUCUGUCUCUCUCUCUCUCUUAUUCCUUCUAUCUCUAUCUCUAUAUCUUUCUCUGGCUAGCUACGUUAAUAACGCAAAGCUUUGUCGCAGGUCUCGCCGGCGGGGACAAGCCGGCCGUCGAGGGUCUUCCACGUCACCGAGUUUGGAGCCGAUCCUACCGGCACGAAAGAUUCGACUCAGGCGAUCUCCGACGCCGUCGCUGGAGCCAUGAAGGCGGCCUCUCCCGGGCGGACCCUCUUCACCGGAAUCGCCGACCUGGGCGGUGCCGAGAUCCACCUCGACGGCGGAGUGUACAUCCUCCGCCGUCCUUUACGCUUACCCCCCAGUAUCGGUAACCUUAAGGUACCCUCAACCGCGCUCCACCCAUUUCUGAGCACGUCUUAUUUCCUGUUAGACUCUAUUUUUUAAAUAUAUAACGUUGUAAUUUCUCAUUUUUUUAUUAAUUCACCCUUUUUCAUGCAGAGUUCUCGAUAGACGUUAUUCUACCAAAAUCAUUUUUUUUAGCCUAAUUUACGGAUUUAUUUUGGCGUCAUAAUUCGGUCAGAUCUCUCACAGACUAUUUUUUUUUACAUUAGAAUAUUGAAAUUAUAAAUAAAUUAUUAUUCCAGAGACUACCCAUUUUUCCUGGAGAUUUCCCAAUUGAUGGUAUUCUACCAAAAUCAAUUUUUUAACACAAUUUUACGUUUUUUUGUGGCGAGAUAACUCGAUUGGAUUAUUUAUAAUUUAUUUUAGAAAAUAUGGACCACCCAUUUUUUCCACCAAGAUCACAUGUUUAGCAUGAGUUUACGGAUGCUUUUUCUUUUUUGUGGCGAUAUAAUUCGAUCAGAUUACUUUGAAAUUAUUUUCUAAAAUAUAUUUUUUUAUUCCAGAGAACACCCAUAUUUUCUGAGGUUAUUUUACCAAGAUCAUAAAAUUUAACAUAAUUUACGGAUUUUUUUAAUUUUUUUUGGCGACAUAAUUCGAUCAGAUUACUUGGAGGCUAUUUUUUUUUAAAGUAUAACGUUGAAAUUAUAAAUAAAUUAUUACCCAUUUUUCCUGGAGAGUUGUUAAUAGAUGUUAUUCCUCCAAAAUCAAUUUUUAAUUUACGGAUUUUUUUUCCUUUUCGUGUGGCGACAUGAUUCGAUCUUCAGAUUCACGGCGGGUCGCUGGUGGCGGCCGACGACUUCCCGGCGGAGGGCUACCUGAUCGAGCUCUCCGCCGCCGCAACGAACACCUCCUCGUCCCAGCUCAACUACGAGUACAUCACCCUCAGGGACCUUGUCCUCGACGCCAACUACCGCGGCGGAGGCGCCGCCAUCGUCAACUCUCUCCGCACCACCGUCGACAACUGCUACGUCAUCCACUUCGCCACCGACGGCGUCCUCGUCCGCGGCGGCCACGAGACCUUCAUCCGCAGCUCCUUCCUCGGCCAGCACAUCACCGCCGGCGGCGACCCGGCGGAGAAGGACUUCUCCGGCGUCGCCAUCAACCUCGCCGGCAACGAUAACGCCGUCACCGACGUGGCCAUCUUCUCUGCCGCCACCGGGGUUCUGGUUACCGGACAAGCCAACAUUCUCACCGGCGUCCACUGCUACAACAAGGCUACCGGCUUUGGCGGUGUCGGUAUCCAUCUCCGCCUCCCGGGGUUGACCCAGACGAGGAUCAUCGGCUGCUACCUCGACUUCACCGGCAUCGUCGCCGAGGACCCGGUGGAGCUGCUGGUGGCGGGCUCCUUCUUUCUCGGAGACGCGAACAUCGUCCUCCGCUCGGUCAACGGGGUAGUUUCCGGGGUCAACGUCGUGGACAACAUGUUCUCCGGCAGCGGGAAGGGGGUGGAGAUUGUUCGGCUGGAUGAGUCAACGCGGAGGUUCACGGCGGUGGAGCAGGUGGUGGUGGGAAGGAACGCCGUCGUGGGGAUGAAGGAGAGGGCGACCUUCGCCAAGGGCGUCGCCAGUGGGGAGGGGAGAUCAUGGGUCGUUGAUUUCUCGUCGCUGCUGCUCUUCCCGGACAGGAUUGAGAGCUUGCAGUACACGCUGGCCGUCACCGGGGGUGCCGCCGAUGCUCCGCCGCCAGUGCCGUUCACCGCGCACGGCGUGCGCAACGUCUCCGGCAACCGGGUAGUGGUGGAGUCGCAGGUGCCCGUCUCCGCCACGGUCUACGCGUCCGUCGAUCAGUUCCUCGGGGCCUCGGGGUGA